UAUUCCUAUAGAGAUUGUAUUGUAUUUUUAAUUGACGCAUCAAAAUCAAUGUUUGAUCAGAACGAUAGCGGAGAAGUACCAUUCUACAAUGCCAUAAAAUGUUUAAUUCAGACCAUUACCGAUAAAAUUAUUACAAGUGAAAGCGAUUUAAUUGGUGUCUGCUUUUAUAAUACCGAUAAAAAAAAAAAUAUAAAUGAUUUUGAAAAUAUUUAUGUUUUAUCAGAAUUAGAUAUACCUGAUCCAAAGAUUAUAUUACAAUUAGAAGAUAUUUUAGAGAACGACUUUUCAAAAAGUUUUGGCCAUUUCAAUGGUGAUUUUCCUCUAUGUGAUGCAUUAUGGACAUGCUCAACAAUGUUUAGUAAUAUGAAACAAACAUCAGCUCAAUCUCAACAACAAAAUAAUUUCAAAAGAAUCUUUUUAUUUACAAACCAAGAUAAUCCAAAUCAAUACAAUGAGGGUAAUAGAAAUUUAACUAUUCAGCGUGCAAAAGAUUUAUCAGAACUCAAUAUCCAAAUAGAGUUAUUUUCAAUGAAUAAACCUGGCGAGCAAUUCGACUUUACACUAUUUUAUCAAAACAUAUUAGUAUUUGGUGAUGAUGACCAAUAUAUCGACCCUAACCAAUUCAAUGCAUCAACUAAAUUUUCAGAAUUGUUAUCAAAACUAAAAAGAAAAGAAUUUAAAAAACGUUCAUUAGGUAAAAUACCAUUAUAUAUCGGUAGUAGCAGCGAUAACAAUAAUAAUAAUCAAAUCGUCAUUUCGACUCAAAUGUAUAAUUUAUUUAGCACUGCCAGAAAAUCAAGCCCAGUUUUAUUAGAUCCAAAAACUAAUUUACCAGUUAAACAAUUAGUAAAGAAUGUUUGUGAAGCCACUGGUGCAACUUUAUUACCAAGCCAAAUUAAACAAAGCUUUUACUAUGGUGGCGAACCAGUUAUCUUUAGUAAAGACGAAUUAGACUCGAUUAAAUCAAUAGAUAGAAUUGGCUUAACCCUAUUAGGCUUCAAACCAACCUCUGCUAUUAAAGCAUACCAUUCAAUCAAACACUCUUCGUUUAUUUUCCCAGAUGAACAAAUGAUUAAAGGAAGUACUGUAACAUUCAACUCAUUAGUUGAGCAAAUGUUAAAAUCUGAUAAAGUUGCAAUUUGUAGAUUUACAUCUCGUUCAGGCUCUGCCCCUAGAAUGGUGGCACUAUUACCACAAGAAGAAAUUUUAAUAAAUGAAUUUGAUUCAUUUGGUAAAAUUCAAUUUAGACCAAGAGGUAUGCAUAUUAUUUAUUUACCAUAUGCAGAUGAUAUUAGACACCCAGUUAAUGUUGGUAUUGUAAAAAAGAAUAAAAGUGAUGAAAAAAAAGACCAAGAAUCCAUAGAAUUAGCAAAAAAGAUUAUUAAAUCAAUGAAGAUAAAAUUUGAUGAAAAGAAAUACUUGAAUCCUAGCUUACAGAAACACUAUGCAUCACUUCAAGCAUUAGCACUGGAAAGAGAUUCAAUCGAAGAGACCAUAGACAACAUCCAGCCAGACCAACAACUAAUUGAUAAGAAUUUGGAUCUUUGUAGAGAAUUUAGCGAUACUAUUUUCCCACCUGGCUAU
This is a messenger RNA of Dictyostelium purpureum, 1584 nucleotides long. RefSeq lists its product as uncharacterized. Gene Ontology annotation, cellular component: nucleus; Ku70:Ku80 complex. The record is from RefSeq and is a predicted model, not a curated record. Gene Ontology annotation, biological process: cellular response to gamma radiation; double-strand break repair via nonhomologous end joining; telomere maintenance. The annotation marks the transcript as partial. Gene Ontology annotation, molecular function: telomeric repeat DNA binding; damaged DNA binding; DNA helicase activity. Lineage: Eukaryota; Evosea; Eumycetozoa; Dictyosteliales; Dictyosteliaceae. The transcript has 3 exons.